Molecule: messenger RNA, 2234 nt
Organism: Procambarus clarkii (red swamp crayfish)
Lineage: Eukaryota; Metazoa; Arthropoda; Malacostraca; Decapoda; Cambaridae
Source: RefSeq, a predicted model, not a curated record
AUGGCAGUGGGGUUGGCAGCAACAUAGUUGACUGCUGAUGAUAUAUGGUUAAUAUCCAUAGAUCAGGAUUGGUAAAAAUUAUCCACAGUUCAUAGGAAAUAUGUUGCUGAUUUUUUAAGAGACGAGUCAUUUGGCUUUACGUUUUUUUAAUAUAAAUGGAAGAUAAAGGCAAGUGUCCCUUAAUCAUGUUAUCAGAUAAGCAGACUAACUAACUAUGGCAGUUAAUACAGGCACCCAUUCAUCGGGGCAACACACGCACACCGUCGUCUCAUUGUCAGAUCCUUCCUUGUGUUUGAGGAUGAGUGCAGGACACAGCAGACUUAGCCUGCUAGUGGCUGUGGUGAUGGCAGUGCUGGGGAAGGGUGACGGAGAGGUGCUGACUGGAGAAAUAGACGUCGCCCCAGAUUCACUGCAGUGCCAACAAAAAGGGCCGACUCUCACAUGUGAUGCCAAGGAUGGUACCAUGAUAUUUAAUUUGCGGACCGACCCAAAAACAGAUGUGAAGAAGGUGUUCCUCUACAAUGCCAGAGAGGUGAAGGUGUGGUCGAGCGUGUGUGUGGACCUAGUGGUGAGGCAUGCUGGCCGAGUAAUGGUGAUUGAUGAUGUGGCAGAUUUUGGAAGAAACUACACAAACUGCAGCAUGAACAUGUGGCUGUACAGAUCUUUACUGGCUAGUGUACCCCCAGCUGUCCACCACCUACAUGCUGAAUACUCCAAACUUGAGAAGGUGAUGUUUGAGGAGCUCAGCGGGGACCUCACAUUUAUAUCUUGUCAUAUUGACCAAUUAUUGGUAAAUCAAAUAGUGAAACACCACACCCUUACCUUCCACAGCUCUAUCAUACACUCCCUUGUGCGACUGCAUUUGGGAGAUGGCACCAGACUGUAUCUGCACAACACUACCAUUGAUGAGCAACAUUCGCAAGCCUUGAUGGUUAGCAGCGGAGUAUCUGUCCACCUGAGUGGAGAACAUGGGACAAAAACACUGCAAAAUACAGUCCUUCAACCUGGUGCUGUGGUGAAUACCAGCCCAUACCAAGGUGAAGUGAGGAUGGUAGUGGUAGAUGAAUCAGGCUGGCCACCAACACAAUGCAAUAAGACUCAAAAUGCACAAGACUCCUCUGUUAGUACGGUGUACAUCUGUGUGAUAGUGGUGAUGGUAGUGCUUCUGCUGCCUGGGAAUGUGUAUCUGUUUGUGCUAUUAGCAAAGAGGAAGCUUCAGACUAAGCCACCAGACAAGAGAACCACAACUCUUGAAACAGUUCACCAAAAUAAAAAUCUCAAGGAUGAAGAACAACAUAACACUACCACAGAAACACAACAAUUAAACAAAACAAAUAAAAACGAAAAUCUAGCAACAACAGCAGCAGCAGUGGAGAUGGGUGGCAUCAGCCCUGCUCUUCCAGAAACACACUUGCCUACAGCAAGUGAGCCUCUCCUAUCUCAGUUCACGCAUCAACACCAUGCACCAUCUCAAGAGAAAACAGAGCACCAUAACUAUUCAAAAUGCAGUGACACUGAUUCUAAUGCUACUUUAUUAAGACAAGUUAUAAAUGCAUCAUAUAAAGCAACAGUGAAAAGUGUUGAUCAUGUUCUAUCUUCUCAAAAGAAAGUGAACACAAUAGAAUAUGGAGAGGAGGUGACAGAAACAACAGAUAUUCUAAAAUCUUAACCCUUGAACAGCAGCUAUGGAGAAAUGGUCAUAGAAUUUUGUGCUAGAAUUUUUUGGAAUUCUAUGCACAAAAAAAUUAUAGAAUUCCCAAAAAUAAUUUUUCAUGAUAGGAUUAUUAAUUUGUAUGCAAAAUGUAAGAAAAACAAUACGUGAAUAUGUACCUUUUCAUUGGGUGGAGGUGCUCAGCAAGGCGGCAUCUGGCACAUGUCAACAUCUGCUGCUUGACUCUGACGAUGCUUCCUGUUUUAUCCUCGGAUGUUUCACCAAUUGUUUUUAUCACUUGUUUUCCUUUACUUACAUCCACAGACGACUAUUAUAUCCAUAUUUGUAUCAUACAUGACCCAGACCCCAUUUCCAGACCGAGACAAUAAUUGGUUAAAUCGACAUAUAACUCUGUAUGUAAGUCAAACAAACUCUGUAUUGUUUAAAUCGUAUAUAUGCCUCCUAUUUCUUAUAUACACAUCAAUGACUUACCAAAUGUCUCUAACAUGCUUAAACCUAUACUAUUUGCUGACGAUCCUACCCUCAUCUAUUCACAUCCCAACUCACACACACACUUAAUAAU